AUGAGAAUGGGAAAAACUAUAUGUUUAAUUGGUAAUGGGAUAGAUUCAUUAUGUUUAGCCUAUUUUAUGCAAAGAAUUAAAUUAAGAACGCAUAUACUACUAAUAAAAAAAAAGUGUAAUUAUAUUAAUACCUAUUUUCAUGAUUCUAAUAUUAUUGAAAAUGGUUGUUACUCUUUUAUUUUAAGUGAAAAUUCUAAAUUAUUUCCAUCACUUUUGAUGAAUUUAAAUAUUGAAACAAAAAUCUUAGAGAGAAAUAAAUAUUCAAAUAAUAUUUCUUAUUUAGAUGAAAAUGGAAAUAUUUACAAAAUUAAUAAAUUUUUAUUUAGAAUUUUUUAUUAUUUUUUCAAAGAUUAUUUUUUUAAUAAAACCAUAAAUAUUGAAAAAAGUGAAAACUUACACAGUUUUUCAUUAAAAUAUUUUGAUAAAGAGAUAUGUGAAAAUUUAAUUUUUCCUUAUUGUUACCAUUAUUUUAAUUAUUCUCCUCAAUAUGUAUUAAUGAACUCGUAUUUUCCUAAUUUAAUGAAAGAAAUAAAAGAUAAAAAAUCUUUAAUAAAAUCACUUUUAUCUUGUAAUAAAAAUAAUUCUAUUAUUUUUUCUAAAAAUAAAAAAAUAUUUACAUUUAAAGAUGGAAAUGAAAUAUUAACAAAAAAACUAAUAGAAAAUUUAGAAUUAAGUGAUGAUAUAAAGUUGACAAAUAAUAUAAAUAAUUUACAAAUAAAAUCAAAAAAAAAUAAAGUAAAGAUAUUUUUAGGUAGAAAAGUUUUAAAAUGUAAGAAAGUAGUAUUUUGCUUAAAUCCAUUAGAAUUAAAAAAUUUUUUAAAAAAAUCAAAAUUAGAAAAUAAAAAGAAAAACAUUAUAAUAAAAUAUUUAUCUAACUUCCGUACAACAAAAAUUAAAAUAACAAAUGUUUGUUUUAAAAAAAAUGUAUUACCCUUCUCAUAUUCUCUAGAAUCCUUAUUAUUAAUAAAAAAAAACGAAAAAAACAAAUUAAUUUCUUUAUUAUAUGAUAAUAACAUAUUCCCACAAUUUAAUAAAAACAUUUCAGAAAAAAAAAAUUCGGAAGAAGAUAUUUUUGAAACAAGUUUAAGAUUUUUAAGCAAAGAACAGAAUGACAAUAAAUCAAUAAAUGAAAUAAAUGAUUUUCUACAAAAUAUUUUAAAAGUGAAAGAAAAGCCAGAUUUAGUUAUAAGUAAUAAUUAUGAUGUCUUUUCUUAUAAUGAAAAAUUUGAUAAAAUUUUCAAAAAAUUAAUUAACAAACAUUUCAGAAAUGUAAAAAUUUUUUGGGCAUUUUCAUUCUUUAAAAACUUUGAAUUUUGCUUAAGUGAAGCUAAAAGUUUUUUUGAAACUAAUAUAUAA
Plasmodium gallinaceum is the source of this 1356-nucleotide messenger RNA. Its product is annotated as conserved Plasmodium protein, unknown function. Bases 1 to 1356 code for a protein of 451 amino acids. Lineage: Eukaryota; Apicomplexa; Aconoidasida; Haemosporida; Plasmodiidae. The record is from RefSeq and is a predicted model, not a curated record. The transcript has 10 exons.